UUGGAUGGGAUUUGAUUUUAAUUUUUAUAAAAUUACUGUAAAAAGUUUGGUUUCAAGAUACUCCUCAAUUGUCCGAUCCAAACUGUCCGGACCCAGUUACGCAGCCCAAGUGAUCCCAAGAUUCCGAAAUAAAAAACUAGGGUUUUUUUAUCAUUACCAAUUUUGCAGCUGUGAAAGCAUAGAGAUAAUGGGAAGAGGGAAGAGAAGAGCAUCGUCAAGAUCUAAUCUUUUCCAUCUCCCUGAAGAUAUCUUGAUUCAGAUCCUUGUUAAACUACCGGCGAAAUCACUGUUACGAUUCAGGUCCAUCUGCAAAUCAUGGUGCUCUCUAAUCAGUCACCCUAGCUUCAUUGACGCACAUCUCAAACAUCAGACAAGCUCAAGCAACAACAACAACAGUUAUCUCCUCCUCAGGUACAAACCUGACAUUCAUAAUAAGAAAUCCAAGGCCCUUUACUCAAUACAUCAUGAUGAUGAAUCGUUCCGUCAGUAUUUUCAACCAGAGCUUCCAGAACAAUUCAAAUCCUCAGAUAUAUACGGGACUUGUAAUGGAAUAGUAUGCUUGUCGGAGAGUCCAUUGAUUCCAUCAAGCGACAUAUAUUUAUGGAACCCAGCACUUAGAAGAAUGAAAACCCUCCCGACACCUCACAAAGUUGACCUACUAGGUACCGCCUUUGUGGCCUUUGGCCUUGACUGCUGUGGUAAUGACUACAUAGUAAUGAAGAUUGUGAGCUUCCCGCCAGACAUUAAUAACCCAUUCAAUACUUCGUUCCGACUUGAUGUUUACAGUCUAAGCACAAACUCUUGGAGAAAAAUUGGUGUUGCAGCCUUAUCAUGUUCCAUUCGUGGUUGCCAACUUGCCAUCAACAACGGAGCUGCCUAUUGGACUGCAUAUGUGGAAACCAAGGAUGCUGAAGGUUGGACCAUUUUUCAAAUUGAAAUGGGUGAUAAAGUUUGUAGCGAGGUAAUGUUGCCGGAUGAUGCUCAGCGUGGAUGUCCAAGUAUGGCGGUAUGGGGGGAAUCACUCUAUCUUUAUGAUUUUCUUUGGAAUAAAGGGUGAGAGUGUUUUAUAUGGAGAAUGGAGUGCAGCAAAAUGGGAACUUGGACAAAACGACUCAUCAUUAAGUUUCCGGAGCUGAAUCCUUGGUGGCUAGGCUUUAGAAGGAACCACGAACUUCUGCUAUUACGUUACAUGGAAAGACUGGUGUCUUAUAGUCCUGAGAACCAACAAGUUAAGCAUCUUGGAAUCGUUGAUUUUCUACUUUCCAGCUUACAUUCUUAUGUGGAGAGUCUUAUUCUACUUGGUGACAAAGAUUCUUAUUCUAUACAGUAAUGGAAAUCCACAUUGUGACCUAGCAGAUUUUUUUUAAUGCAGCAAUUCACUCGCAAGAAGCAGCUGAAUUUUUGUAUAUUUUCCGGUAAG
Molecule: messenger RNA, 1420 nt
Organism: Cornus florida
Lineage: Eukaryota; Viridiplantae; Streptophyta; Magnoliopsida; Cornales; Cornaceae
Product: F-box protein CPR1-like
Exons: 1
Coding region: 5-1057 (350 amino acids)
Molecular function (GO): protein binding
Source: RefSeq, a predicted model, not a curated record